AUGAUCUUCUUCUGGACUAUAUUAUUCUUCACACUGUUUGUUGAUGGGUCUGCCAUUCAGAUCUGGGCCAAGUGGUCCGAAUGGAGUAGUUGUUCAGUUGAAGUAAGUACAAGUAAUAGUUUGAUAGCUUAGUGCGGGGGCGGAGUCCAAUUUCAGGCGAGACGAUGUUUGAGUGCAAGAUGUCAAGGGCCUGCCAAGAGAUACAAAGUCUGCAAAUCGGAGGUAAUAGUCAUCAUAACAUGAUAUUUAUGUUUGUGAUUCUUUCAAGAUGCAAAAAAUAUAUUUUUUUAGGAAUGUCUUGAUGAUGAUGACAUAGAAAAGGAAUGCAGAAAGAGAGGGGCCCUCCAUUUCAUUGCAGAUUCCGGCCAUGCAAGUAAAUGGACUAGUUCUUUAGCUUUGGAUAGUGUACGUUCUCCAAUCAUUAUAUUGUCUUUGCUUUCAGUGCCAAGCCAUAUGCAAAUCAUUAUCUAAAAACGAGGUAUUCUUCUUAGAUAGGACUCUCCGGAAUGGCGCCAAAUGUCUAAGGUCGGAUGGCCAACAAGGAGCUUGUUUAAGGGGGAAAUGCCAGGUAAAAACUAAGAAUGUGUAAUUAUUACUGGUCUGUUCGUAAAGUCGCUGGGGUGAAUUUUACGACAUGCACUGUGAGAAAAGAAAAGAUCACUUUACGCUGUGAAAUUUUCGGCUUUAAAAUUGCACAGCGUAAAUUAAAAUUGCACGCGUGCAAUAUGCUUUUUUGGCUAUCGCACUCUGAUUUUUUCUGUACAGUGCGCGAAAUCACUCCAGCUACUUUACGAACGGACUAGUAACCGUUCUGUAGUCGAUUGGAUGUGAUAAGAUCAUUGGAUCCUCGGCCAAACCAGAUUACUGUGGAAACUGUGGAGGAGAUGGGAAGAAGUGUAAUAAGACAUUGUUUGUAUGGAAAGAGACCGGACAGUUUAGUCCAUGUGACAAUCAGUGUGGACCUUUAAGUAAGCGGAGAUGGGCCAGCAUAAGUACGGGGUGCAAUGUUUUUGUGACCCGGUUUGAUUUGGCUAAAACUUUUUUAUUUGUAUACCCCGGGACUAAAGUUUGGAACAGGCUAGAUUUUCUUUGCGGCUUGAGAUCGGAGUUUUAUUUCUUUUUUAUUAGAAUCGGAAUGUAUUAAAACCCCAGAAUGGAUGCAUAACCGUAGAAAUCAGAAAGCUCAUAUGAGCAAAAAAACAAAAUUUUUAAAAAUGGGUGGGACAAAAGUUUGGAACAGGGUAGGAAUGCGACCAUAAAUUUCGAGGUAUAGUCAAAAACGCCUAGGCUUCGGUUUUUUUAGAUGCUGCGAGGAGUCAGGACUUCAUCGAGAUACAGAUUUUCAUCGAUAAACUCAAAAUGAAAAAAAUUCUUAUUGAGCCAAGAAUGACGAUCAAAUUUGCGAAAAAAAUUAUUUUUUGCGUUGGGUUCUCUAUGUUAUUGGGUGUGUAAGCAUUCUAAAAUAUUUAAUAUAGUCGUAUGACCGUAAAAAGAUACUCAGAUCUUCGCAUAGCGACCUUGUCCGCACAGUAUAAUUUAUGAAAAUCUUGGAUUGCGCUUCGAAUCUUGGUCUAAUGAAUUUUAGACUUUUUGUAAGGCGGCUUGAUGGCUAAUUGGUCUUUUCAUAGUUUUUGUGGGACAAAAAGGUAUCUUCAAGAGGCAAAAACCAACCGCUAUUUGCAACACGAAAGGCCACAACUUCGAAAAACCCGGAUAUAUGAGAUGUUAAGAUGACCCAUAUUUUUUACUUUAAUUUUAGGUCGCCGUAUGGCGCAAAACUAAAUGCCUUUAUCCUUUUCACACUCAUAAAGUUUUGUUAGCCAACUCUACAAUGUAUUAAACUAGGAAUCCAGGUCGAUAUAGACAUUGAUUUUGGUGAUCGAAAAUUUUUUUUAAUUUUUGAAACAUCUUACUUGGGAUAUUGCAAAUUGCGGUCAUGUUUUGCUUUGUGAAGAAACCUUUUCAUCCCACAAAAACUAUGAAAAGACCAAUUAGCCAUCAAGCCGCCUUACAAAAAGUCUAAAGUUCAUUAGACCAAGAUUCGAAGCGCAAUCCAAGAUUUUCAUAAAUUAUACUGUGCGGACAAGGUCGCUAUGCGAAGAUCUGAGUGUCUUUUUACGGUCAUACGACUAUAUUAAAUAUUUUAGAAUGCUUACACACCCAAUAACAUAGAGAACCCAACGCAAAAAAUAAUUUUUUUCGCAAAUUUGAUCGUCAUUUUUGGCUCAAUAAGAAUUUUUUUCAUUUUGAGUUUAUCGAUGAAAAUCAGCAUGUCGUUGAGAUCCUGACUCCUUGUAGCAUCUAAAAAUACCAAAGGCUAGGAGUUUUUGACUAUACCUCGAAAUUUAUGGUCGCAUUCCUACCCUGUUCCAAACUUUUGUCCCACCCAUUUUUAAAAAUUUUGUGUUUUGCUCAUAUGAGCUUUCGGAUUUUUACGGCUAUGCAUCUAUUCAGGGUUUUAAUACAUCCCGAUUCUCAUAGAAAAGAAAUGAAACUCCGAUCUCAAGCCACAAAGUAAAUCUAGCCUGUUCCAAACUUUAGUCCCGGGGUAUAGCUUCGAAGAUUUUUUCCUUAAUCCUCAGAACCUCCCUUUUUUUAAUAUGUGGCAGGAAUCCAGAAAUUCCGCCAUCUAAGGAAAAACGCAAAAUGCCGAAAAUCAGUUGUAUCUUGGGAAUGGCGGAAGAAAGUUGUGGCACACCCGGGUUCAGAAGUCUUAGAAUUUUGCCUAAACGAAGGUGAAAUUUUCCAAUAAACGUCGGGAAAUAAAAAAGUUUUGGCCAAUUCAAAUCAGGCAAUAAAGAUGGCGCACCCUGUAUAAUAUAAAUUAUCUUAGGGCAUCAAGUCUCUGUUUCGAUCUGCUCCAACUCCGUAAAUGGUCGAAUUGUUCCCGAAAGAAUGUGUGCUGAUCUGGAGAGGCCUCGGCCUCGAGUCAGAAAAUGUCCAAUUAAUUCGUGUCAGGGGAAGUAAGUAUUGUUCUACAGUUACUGUUAUAAUUAUAUCCAAUAAUAAUAAAUUGUUUAGGACAGAUUUGAAUUUGGAUUACACGUGAGUCGAGAGGACAUCUCUCGCUUAAAUCUUAGUUUCCUCUUUCUGUUGCGCAUCCUUACUUUACCUUUUGUGUUUGCUGUAAAUAACCUUCCCCACAUUUCCAUGGCUUUUUCGCCUUUAUCCUUAUCCAAAAAUGGAAUGAGCAUAUCAGAAUUUUCCUUUUUUAGCUGGACGACAGGUCCAUGGGGAUCUUGCUCGGCCUCAUGUGGACGUGGCCAUCAAGUUCGAGCAGUUCAAUGUGUAGACCAGGCCAAUCCAGAGGGUCCCCCGAUCGACGAACACUAUUGUAUUCAUCGGAAACGACCUGUAGGAGAAGAAGUUGCAUUAGUUACCGUAGUGUUUGCAGAUUCGACAACGACUUUGCGUUCAAAAUGAGUGCCCCAAAUGGAUGGGUGGCCGUUGGUCAUCUUGUAUUUGUCAUCUGGGGAUACAAGAGCGAGAUGUGAGCGUAUCUUUGUACUAAUGGCUUUCGUACUCUUUACAACGCUUCUUUUUUUAGGUGGACUGUACUCAAAAUGGAAUCCGAGUAACCGAGUCAGCGUGUGUAAUAAAAGACCGACCCAAAAAUGUAAAGGAAUGUGAAUGUAAUCAGGAAGGAGAAGAAGACUCUGGAGCUGGUUCUGGAGGUCGGGAGUCAACGAGGUCAGUGUUUUGAAUAUGUGUCCCCUGAGGGCAUCUGUAGAAGCAUCUCUCGAACGGCACUCGAGAGACAAUUCCUUGGCCCCUCCCCAUCUUGGGGAGCUUUACUUUCCCCUUUCUGACCCAACGGUCAUUUCCGUCCUUUUUGAUUCGAAUCUAAAGGUCUUGUAGUUUCGUUCUGUAUUAUGGGCCAGAUCUUGUUGAUCUUGGCCCUGAUCUCUGAUCUCGCUUUUGCUGUUGAUUCCCUUAACUCGUAAGUUUCGAUAAUUUGAUUCUGGGUUAGUAAUCAUUGCGAUUGUGAUGGAAAAUUGAAAAACUUGGGUGUUUAAUUUUAUGCAUGGAUUGAAUGAGAAUUUUGUUUUCCAAAUUCCGAUAUCCAAGUUUGGCCGUAUUGGCCGUUAGGGAAUUAAAACUUUUUUCAGUGAGAAUGAAAAGCACGAACAAGAUAUUUAUUUUUUGGAUUUUUAGUCAGAAAUCCGCAAUUUAAUCUUUUCUUGCAAACAUUUAUUCAGAUUUUGAGGAACUAAAUAACUCUAAUGAAGUUUCUUGUCCCAAUCUUUUAUUUGUUUCCCGGUCCACUCCAAAAAUAAUAAAUUGGCACUUUCCCCGACCCAUCCGCGGGCAUUAUUGCUCUUGUUGUCGCGUUACAUUUUGAUGGGCGGACAAUUACGGCCAUCUUGGAAGAGCCGCGCUCCUCUUUAAGACAUGAUAAAUCAUUAUAAAUCUUUUGUUUUUAAUCCCAACAGACGGGCAUUGAAGAGUUUUCUUUGUGCCGAGAUGACAAGGCCAGAUGCAGCCAAGAGUCCUUGUAAUCAUAUUGAUUAUGACAUUCCAGAUUUGCCGAGGCCUCGCCUUUCCUCCAAUGGAGUGCCAACGAUGGAUUCUCAGGAUCUAUGGCCAGUGGAUUUGCAUCGAAUGAACUGUCGGCCAAAGCCAGAACCAGACCACAGUAAGGUCCAAAGGAUAAAAUAAGAGUCAAUUCUAUAGAUACAAACCGGCCGAGUGGUCCGAAUGCUCAACCACUUGCGGGCCGGGCUUCCAAACUCGGAAAGUUGAAUGUGUUGCAGAGCAGGGGAUCACGGAGAAUCUGGUAAGACUCCCCGAUUUCGAAUGUAAUGGACUCGACAAACCGACCAUGUAUCAGCCAUGUGAGAACAAGCCCUGCUCAAAAGAAGAAGAUAAAGCAGCCAAUGAGGUGGGGAAAGGACCGUUCAGAUGGGAUUAUGGAGAAUGGGGACCUUGUUCGGCAUCAUGUUUGGGAGGUGAGAUCGGGAUUGCAUAAUAAUAUAUUAUGAUGGUGUAAUCAAAAGCAUGCAAUAAUUAUGCAAUUUAGGGAAACAAAAGUCGACUCUGAAGUGCCUAGACAUGAGUCGGAAUCUGGCCGUCCCUUGGUCAAAUUGCCGCGCUAAACAACGACCGGUUGAUUUGACGAGGACUUGUAAUUCUGAACCGUGUCCUCCAACCUGGGAGGUGAGUCGAAAAAUACAAAAAUAAAUCGACCGUAAUUAUUUUGGUUUAGAGUGUCGAGUUUAGUGGAUGUUCCCAUACUUGUGGUGGAGGAAUCAGAUCUCGGAAAGUGCGAUGUAUUCGAAAAGCAGGCUCCGGGAGAACUCCAGAAUCGGUCCUUAUCCUUCCCGAUGCCCAAUGUCCACUACCAAAACCCCCAGAUCAAGAGGCUUGCGGAGUUGUGGAUUGUCCAUUUAAUUGGCGAGUGGAGCAAUGGAGUCCAUGUUCGAGGACAUGUGGGCAAGGUGAACAGCAUAGAGUGGUAAUUUGUGAGCGGAGAGAUGCCUCGGGCAAUGUUCAUUCUUUCAAUCCUCCUUUGCCGUGUUCUGGAUUACAACGGCCUCCGACUUUACAAUUAUGUAAUCUUCGUAAGUUUUAUUUUUUAUCCUUAUCGCAACCUUUCAUUCGGGCAAACUUCAUUUGGGGCAGAUCGGGUAUAGGCCCAAUAUUUAUGCAUAACCGAUAUAUCAGUCUGCCGGGAAAGUAGUGGAGAGUUGUCGCGCCUUGGAAUCGCCCAUCAUCGCUUUGCGACGCUAGCCGCACCUGGAAAUUUGUUGCGCGACUCUGAGCGAAAACAUUUUACUGCGAAGACCCGCCCCUAUUCCCCUUUGCAUCGCUAGCCAAUGAGAUCCUCCGAUGUGACCUAUUCGGAAUAAGAGUCAACUAUUUGUUGAAGUAACCUACCAUAUUAGACACCCGCACAAAGCCGAGAUUAGGUCAAGUAAUGCUUAUUUUACCGAAAACCCACAUUUUCAAUGAACUCUAUUCGGUUCAACCGGUCGUUUUCCUCCCUCUCCGUAGGUGAGGCGCUUGGGAGGGUGCACUGCCCGCUCAACUCUUACCGCUGGCGUGUGGUCGGGUAAAAUUCCGACUCCUUGUCCUCUGGCUACAGACCUUGAACGACUUCUUUCUCUAGGCGGGCUUUGACUGUUUUCUCGAACUGUUCGUGGUGGAGGUUCCCUUUCUCCUUCAUUUUCCAGCUCCGACUCGUCUUGGCGAUGUCGAUGUGCGCCUUCUCCACCUCCUUCUCCUGAAGUAACCUAGCUUACUAGUCACCCGCACAAAGCCGAGAUUGGCUCAAGUAAUGCUUAUUUUACCGAAAACCUACUCCUUUUAUAGGAGGGGACACAAAAGAACAGAGUCACAUUUACAUAAAUAGAAAUAUUAUCAUUUUCCUGAUUUCCGGGGAUGACGAUCGGUUGCUGCUCUUCCUGGGACAUGUGUCCGGACACUACAGGGUGUUUCAAGAAAUUUGGCAGAAACUAAUUGCGAAUAUCUUUGAGCUCUUGCUAGUUAUCGCAGAAAUUAUUUUUGUUUCUAAAACUUGAUAUCGGGCGGUUUUGUACUGAACAAAAAAAAAUUUUUUUUCGUCGGCGGAGGGGCCAGUUCUCGGCGGAGGCAUUUGGGGCCUUUUUUAAAAAUCACACCUUAUUACAUGGUGGAAACUCUGUUACAAUGGCCAAAAUUAUGUUUACGUUACACCUCCGUGGAUUUUGCGGUGUGCUUUUUUUGCGUUUUCGAUUUUACGCAACAUCCGCGGAGGCGCGGCGGAGACCUCAGAUUUCGGCGGACUUUGUUUUGGGCCCUCGGUUUUUGCAAAUCCAUGUUGGAAAAAAGGUUGGGGCGAUUUUUUGUUGUCAUCCGAUGCACAGAUGGCAAAAAUUUUGUGCUUUUAUCCCCCGGCGGAGGAUUCGGCGGAGGCUUUAUCAAAGGGUCAAAACAAAACUUUGACUCUUUUGAUAAAGCCUCCGCCGAAUCCUCCGCCGAUGUGUCCGCCGAACCAAAAAAUAAGAAAAAUGAUGUUGCUGUGAUGGAUUCUUGUAGCUGAGUUUUUUCCCGGACUCCUAAGACUGUUCUGACCCUUUGAUAAAGCCUCCGCCGAAUCCUCCGCCGGGGAAAAAAGUGCGAAAUUUUUGCAUCUGUGCAUCGGAUGACAACAAAAAAUCACCCCACACUUUUUUCCAACCUGAAUUGAAUGAUCCAAAGAGUCAAAACGACGUCCGCCGAAACCUGAGAUCUCCGCCGUGCCUCCGCGGAUGAGCGAAAAUCGAAAACAAGAAAAAGCAUACCGUAAAAUCCACGGAGGUUUAACGUAAACAUGAUUUUGGCCAUUGUAACAGAGUUUCCACCAUGUAAUAAGGUGUGAUUUUUAAAAAAGGCCCCAAAUGUCUCCGCCGAGAACUGGCCCCUCCGCAGACGAAAAAAAAUUUUUUUUGUUCAGUACAAAACCGCCCGAUAUCAAGUUUUAGAAACAAAAAGAAUUUCUGCGAUAACUAGCAAGAGCUCAAAGAUAUUCGCAAUUAGUUUCUGCCAAAUUUCUUGAAACACCCUGUAUUAGCUAAGGGUAACUUUAUUCUCCGGGAACGGGCAUGGAGACAAAAAAAAAUCCGUUUGGUAAUUGUGGCUUCCCAAAAUUACGUGAAAACUGUCUCAAUGCUUGUUUCAUCGCGGAUUCAGCAUGUUCACCGAACUGUCACAAGUCACUCUCGCACAGUUGUCAUCUAGUUUUGAGAACAUUUUGGACAUGCCUGACUGAACCCCCCAAGACCGAACCCCCCUGACUGAACCCCUCACCCCUGUUCGAGGUUGUGCGUUUGUGGGUUUGUUGCCCAGUACCGUUUUUUUCAAGGGGGGUUCGAUCUUGGGGGAUUCAGUCUCCUAACGCCUUUCAAAAUCGGUAUAAAUUCUAUUGGCCAGGUUCCUGAUCUGCUCAAAUGAAGCAUAGUCAUUUUUGUAUACCAUGUUAAUUUUUGUACAGGGUGUUCCUAGAAUUACGGAAAAAACUAUUCAUUAAUAACUUUGUGCUCGGUGGUCCAAUCCAAAAUUUUUUUUUGCAUUUUACAGGAAAACCUUUGAGUUUUUAGAAUCAAAAAAAAUUUUUUCUUUGAUCGGCGGAUACUUCCGUAAUCCGCCUUGAAUUCGGCGGAGUGCUUUUUUCACAAAUGAGGCUGUAAAUUGUUGUAUGUGCGAAGAAAAUGGUCGAGAAAGGAUUCAGAAGAUACAAUAUGACAUUUCUAUCAAUUUUUUCUCAUUCGGCGGACGAUUUUUCUUCAACUUUGGAGUAGGGUUCGGAAAAUUCGGGUAUAUUCACCACGCGGGUAUAUACGCGGGUAUAUCCAAAGUUUGGAGAGUCAAAAUUGGCUAAAACCAAAAGGUAUGGUAUUUCUGGUGGCAUGGCGCCUAAAUACGACUUAUUACGCCUUCGGCCCACUGCGAGAAGAAAAAAAAGACAAAUCGGCGGAGAAAAAAAUGAACCCAUUUUUAAAGCCUCGUUUGUGAAAAAAGCACUCCGCCGAAUUUAAAGCGGAUUACGGAAGUCUCCGCCGAUAAAACAAAAUUUUUUUUUUGGUUCUAAAAUCUCCAAAGUUUUUCUGCAAAAUGCAAAAAAAAAUUUCGGAUUGGACCACCGAGCACAAAGUUAUUAACGAAUAGUUUUUUUCCAUAAUUCUUGGAACCCCCGUAUAACAUGUUUACCAAAAAAUAAUUUUUUAGAACGUUGUGACAAGGAUUACAAUCAUUAUGAUAUCGGGGGAUUGCAAAAAGAUGGUCCCGAUGACAACAAUCGAGUUAAAUCCAGAUUUGGGGCUACCCUCACAACCAAGCCAUCCAACUUUGAUCAAUUACAUCCAGGCCAUCGACGUCUCACACUCAAUGUGGGAGGAUAUGCAAACCUCUAUGAGGGAACAUCCAUUAAAGUCAAGUGUCCCGUCAAAAACUUUGAAAAGCAAAGAAUUUUCUGGACCAAAAAUGGAAUCAAGGUCAAGAAUUCAGGUGAGUUUCAAGUAAUGUAACUGUUCGGGACUCCCUGACUUUAGUACUCUGCAUUGCUUUUCAGCUCACAUGAAAGUGUCUGGAAACGGAGCCCUUCGAAUAUUCCAUGCCCAACUCGAAGAUGCUGGGAUAUAUGCCUGCGUUGCUGAUGGAGUGCAGGGAAAUGUGACUUUAAAAUUCAAAUCAAGACCCCCGAGAGCAAAAGGAAAGACUUCGGAUGAUCCGUCAGAAAUUAAAUCUGCAAACGAUGUAGAUGAUCAACUACUUCAAGGAGUUCGGGAUUCUCUUUACAAAUUGGGAGAACUUAAAGCCUAUGAUAAAGUGAAGAAGAUCCAAGAACCAGGUCUUCUGAAAGUCGAUUAUGAGAUCGGAGAAUGGUCAACUUGCACUCAAUCCAAGUGUAAUGACAUUGAAGGGAGCCAAGUUCGAUUACUCAGAUGUAGACUGACAGUUGAAGAUGUAAUUGCUUAUGUAAAUGAAGAAAUCUGCGAUUCCUUUGCUGUGGAACGCCCUCAGGCAUCGAAGAGUUGUCGGAGUGAGAACUGUCCUAAGUGGGAAGCAUCAGAUUGGAGUGAGGUGGGUGUGAAGAACAGCUAUAACACUGCUCAAAGCAUCAGAAGUAACCUUCUCUUUUUAGUGCGGGAUCUCUCGAUGUUCUCGAGAUGGGAUCUCCAUUUCCAGAAGGGAUGUUAAAUGUGUUUUCCCCAAUUCAACAGUAGCUGAUGGCACUCUCUGCGAUCGAAAAACGAGACCAAAGAUCAAAAAGGAAUGCCAAAAUUGUAAGAAUUCUUUACUGACUCGUGGUUAUAUUAUAAAUUACAGUAAACUGCACUGCCGAAUGGAAAACUUCCGUAUGGGGAAAAUGCAGCAAAAAGUGUGACGAUGGAGGGGUGCAGGUAUGCAUGCUUGAUAAAAUUUAAGAGUGUGAAUGACGAAAAACAAGAUCUAUAUUUAUGUUGAUGACCAACAAUUUUACUUUAGAUGCGAAUCCUGCGUUGUGUCUGGAGAGGGACCAAGAAGCCCGCAGGGCAUAACUGUGAUCCUAGUCAGCGUCCAGCCGCGAUCCGUGCUUGUGCCGUGCCCGAUCUUCCUCCCUGUUACCAACAACAGAUGGAUGCCCCAAGUAAUUCUAUCUUUUCUUAUCACUCUCCCUCCACCGACCAAAUGUCUGAACCUUCUGAAAAUGAGUCUGACAGUGAUUCUGACAAAGGAGGAGAGUCAAUUAACAGUUUCGAGAGUCCAGCCAAGGGUCUUCCAAUCCCAGCUUUCAAAGGAUGGGAACGCUGGAGGGGCUGGAGGACUUACAACGGGCAAUUGCCUCCUCAAUUGCGACGUCUUGUUAUGAAGAAAGUCUAGUUCUGAGCAUACCAAACACAACUUUCCUCCUUUUCUUUUUCCGAUUCUGUAUUUAUAUUACGCUUUGUUCGUAUUUUGAUUAAAUUGUAAGAUAUUUUUUUGCAGAACCUCGUUCGGAUCUCGGCGAAUGUAUAGAUCAGACCCGUUUCUGUGAUAUUCUGCGCGUCUUCCACUCGUAGGUCCUCCUUUUCAUUUCGUAUUACUGUAAUUGCAGAUGUGAUGAGCCGAGGAUUCGUCUGAAAUGUUGUCUCAGCUGUGCUUCAGCUGUCCGUCCUUAG
Bursaphelenchus xylophilus (pine wood nematode) is the source of this 10598-nucleotide messenger RNA. NCBI's taxonomy places the organism in Eukaryota, Metazoa, Nematoda, Chromadorea, Rhabditida, Aphelenchoididae. The record is from the annotation of a GenBank genome assembly.